UGGUACAUCGCAAUAAAAAAAAUGAAUACUUCUGUCGAAAGUUGGGAACUAUUCAACGAUGUCAACGAUGUCAGUUGACAACGUUGUAAAGGUCGCAAACAUUUCUCCUCUUGUAACUGAACCAGUAUUGAAACAAUUGUUUGAAUUCUUGGGUGAAGUUACAACAAUCAAAUUGUACAACAGUCCUCACGGUGACGGUGUACAAGAAUGCACUAUAGAAUUCAAAGAAGCAUCAGCAGCAGUAACGGCCCUUCACCUAACUGGUGUGGAAUUAGGUGAUCGCACAUUGAUGGUUUCAUCAACUACAGCACCUGCCGGUAUACAUAAUACUUCAUAUCAACCACCAGUUAUACCUCCUUCAUUACCCCCUAUACCUCCAUCAAUAUCUCCUCCUAGACCACCACAAACUUCGAAAACUCCACAAUCUAUUCCUCCUAAACCUAUUAUUCCUCCUCUAGCUCUUCCUCCUUUUUCAUCUAAUUCUCUUGCAGCGAUUAGGUCUAAUCCGGCUAUUUCACCAACUGUUGCUCAAUUCGACCCUGCUAAAGCUGAAGAAAUUUCUAGAACUAUGGCGGGCGAUCCUGCUCAACCAACUCGGUUUGCAUUUUUGGAAUUUGCUACUUAUGAAGGUGCACAAGCAGCCAUGCAAAUGAAUGGGGUCAUGCUUGGAGAUCGUCCUUUAAAGGUGAACCAUUCAAAAAAUGCAAUCAACAAGACACCAAAAAA
This is a messenger RNA of Rhizophagus irregularis DAOM 181602=DAOM 197198, 726 nucleotides long. The record is from RefSeq and is a predicted model, not a curated record. Lineage: Eukaryota; Fungi; Glomeromycota; Glomeromycetes; Glomerales; Glomeraceae.